Molecule: messenger RNA, 2150 nt
Organism: Nerophis lumbriciformis (worm pipefish)
Lineage: Eukaryota; Metazoa; Chordata; Actinopteri; Syngnathiformes; Syngnathidae
Gene: pola2
Product: polymerase (DNA directed), alpha 2
Biological process (GO): DNA replication initiation; DNA replication
Cellular component (GO): alpha DNA polymerase:primase complex
Molecular function (GO): DNA binding
Source: RefSeq, a predicted model, not a curated record
AGCAGCAGGGGGCGACACAGCUGACGCUGACGUCAUUCACCCGCCAGAAAAGAAAAAAAGACCGGAAGAGGACGAAGAGCGGCAGCAGUUUUUCGCGCCUUUUUGUACAAUUGGCUGUGCGAGUCCAGCUACUGCUGCACUUUGUCAACGUCAACAUGUCGCCGGUGACUGCAGAAGACCUCAAAACAGAACUUGAAAUGUUCUGCAUAACUUGUGAAGAUGAUUCCAACUUGGACAAAAUGGUGGCGCAGUGUGUGUGCAACAGGAUGCCAGCAGACCAGUGGGUGUUGGAGUGGGUUGCCUACAGCACCACCAAGAAUGGGCUGGUGCUCUCCGUGGACUCCCUGGAUCAAUUUGAACACGAUGUGUUAAACAAGAGGACUGCAUCCAAGCAGAGCUUCAAGAGGGAAGAGCCAAACAGACCCCGAGACAUCCACACAAUACAUGACAUAAUAAAAGCAGAAGAAGAGGAGGAUGAUCUACUUGACUGCUACUCUACUCCUGCAAAGGGCUCCCAAAAACGUGCACUAACCACUCCAGAAAAUCCUCACUCAAAGAGGAGCUCAGCUUUGUUGAGCAGUCCAGGCGUCCUCUUGUCUCCUUCUUGCUUCUCUCCAAGCAGCACUCCCUCCCAGAAGUACAGCCAGCGUGGAGGCAAGGGAGAGGUGGUGGUGUCCUUCGGGGCGGUGCAGGGCACUCGCUGGGCAGGCAGGAAGUCUGCUGGUGCUAACAUUCAGCUGCAUGUGCUGGAAGGACCAGAAGACUCCCUGCACUGCAGCUACAAGUACAUGUUCCAGAGACUGCGUGAUGUACGCAACGUGUUGACGGAGAAGAUAGAGGAGCUGGGAGAAGAACUGCGAUCUCACUUCAGCAUUGAAGAGUUCUCUCCUGUGUCACUGCCAGCACAGGACUCUGUGUGUGUUGUGGGCCAGGUGUGCUGUGACAGUAAUGGGAGACUGAAUGCUCAGUCGGUUGUGUUGGAAGCGGGACCAGAGCAAGGUGCUCAGCAAGUACGCCUGGACUUGUCAGAGCUCCAAGAGUACUCCCUGUUUCCUGGCCAAGUGGUGGCGAUGGAGGGAUUGAACACAACAGGAGAAAAACUGGUCGUUUCUAAAAUCUAUGAGGGAAUCCCACCUCCCUUCUUCACGUCAGACGUCAAAGAAGAGACGGACGAAGCAGAGGCGCUCAAUGUGCUGGUGGCCUGUGGACCUUACAGUCCUUCUGACAGCCUGACCUUUGACCCUCUGCUGGACCUCAUCCAUGUCAUUGCCAGGGAUCGUCCUGACGUCUGCAUCCUGCUGGGUCCUUUUGUUGACUCCAAACACCAGCAAGUUGAGAAGUCCCAGGUGACAGAGACCUAUGACGCCAUCUUCUCAAGAUGCAUCGAGAGCAUCGUGGAAGGCACAAAAGCGGUUGGCUGUGGCCUGGUCUUUGUUCCUUCCCAGAGAGACGUCCACCAUCACUACAUCUACCCACAGCCUCCCUUCACCCUCGCCAGCCUCAGCAAGAACCCAGUAAGACACACUUCUGUGGAAGAACUCUCAGCUUAUGACCUUAACAUGCUUGAACCCACACAGCGCGUGACCUUGGUGCCAGACCCCUGCACCUUACUCAUUGACAACGUGACCUUUGGUGUGACCUCCACUGACAUCCUGUUCCACAUGGGGUCUGAGGAGAUCAGCUGCGGCACUGGACCGGACCGCUUUUCUCGCAUUGUGAAGCACAUGCUGACCCAGAGGAGUUACUACCCACUCCACCCACCUGCUGACGAGCUGAACAUGGACUAUGAGAAGUUCCACAGCUUCGGUCGAAUGCCGCUCACACCUGAUGUCCUCGUUAUUCCCUCUGAGAUGCGCUACUUUGUUAAGGACGUGAUUGGCUGCGUGUGCAUCAAUCCUGGACGCCUGACCAAAGGUCAAGUGGGCGGGACUUAUGGCAGGCUGAUGGUCAAGCGCACCUCAGCCUCGGCAGACAAGAAGAGAGUCAGUCCAUGUUUGGCAGCUCAGGUGGUGAAGGUUUGAACAGACAAAGGACACUUUGCAAACUGAUAUGAAGUAUGCUGCAAUAACUUUGUUGAUUUUCCUACCAAAUACAUGAGCUGCUGUGACUGUAGAAUGUUCUUACACAGCAGCAAUAAAUCUACAAUCUUG